AUGACAACAAUAAAAGUAAACGACGAACAGGAACUAAUAAAUAAAUUGGCUUCUUAUAUAGAGAAGAUAUCAAACGACUCAAUUUACAACCGUGGAAAGUUUUACGUCGGCUUUUCCGGAGGUUCCGUAGUCAAGUAUCUAAAGGAAAGUUUGCCUAGAGUGGACACGGAAUGGUCUGAAUGGGUGUUGGCAUUUUGCGACGAGCGCGUGGUACCCGAAGAUAAUGAGGACUCGACUUUUGGCACAUAUAAGAAGGAACUUCUACCAAAUAUACCGCUGAAAGAAAGUCAAUUUGUUACAAUCAAGCAAGGUGUUACGGCGAAGGAAGCCGCUGAGGACUACACAGCAAAACUUACAAAAGCCUUUGGUGGAGAUGAUUUCAAAUUCGACCUACUUCUCCUCGGUAUGGGCCCUGAUGGCCACACCUGCUCACUGUUCCCUGGCCAUCCGCUGUUAGAGGAGAAAGAUUUGAAGGUAGCUUUCAUUACGGACUCGCCCAAGCCUCCUCCAGAAAGGAUAACAUUGACUUAUCCAACUAUUAAUAAUGCAAGGAAUUGUAUAUUUGCGAUCAGCGGUGCUGGAAAAGCUGAUAUGAUUAAGCGCAUACUAAAAGACAAAGAAGACCUGCCAGCGGGACGCGUGAAGCCAGGGGCCGGCGCGCUGUACUGGAUCCUGGACGAGGGGGCCGCGAAGCAUCUUUGA
Molecule: messenger RNA, 702 nt
Organism: Arctia plantaginis
Lineage: Eukaryota; Metazoa; Arthropoda; Insecta; Lepidoptera; Erebidae
Source: the annotation of a GenBank genome assembly